This is a messenger RNA of Helianthus annuus (common sunflower), 699 nucleotides long. RefSeq lists its product as uncharacterized. The transcript is spliced from 2 exons. NCBI's taxonomy places the organism in Eukaryota, Viridiplantae, Streptophyta, Magnoliopsida, Asterales, Asteraceae. Gene Ontology annotation, biological process: DNA repair; telomere maintenance. Gene Ontology annotation, molecular function: DNA helicase activity. The record is from RefSeq and is a predicted model, not a curated record. Bases 1 to 699 code for a protein of 232 amino acids.
AUGGGUAAAAAUAUCAAUGAAUUCGACCUUCCUAACAUAACAGACGAUGUUAACUUACAUGAUGCAGGUUAUCGUGAGUUACAAGAGGAGUAUGGGAUUGUUUUGGAACCUGAACACUCGAGUGCCAAAGAUUCACUUAAUCCAAACCAAAAAAACGUGUUUGAUGAGAUCAUGAUGCAUGUUGAUAAUGAUCUUCCACGCGUCUUCUUUAUUGAUGGCCCAGGUGGAACUGGAAAAACAUUUUUAUACAAUGCCUUGCUUGCUGAAAUUCGGUCACGUCACGUGGUCUUAUUGUUCUCGCAACAGCUUAAACAGGUGUUGCAGCUAAUAAUAUGCCAGGAGGAUGAAGCGUCGAUGGCUAAACGACAGGCGAUAGAGGCAGUCGGUUGUACAUUGCAAGACAUUAUAGGUGUUAGUCUCCCAUUUGGUGGGAAGAUAAUGGUUAUGGGAAGUGACUUCAGACAGGUGUUGUCGGUUAUUACACGUGGCACUCGAGCACAAAUUGUAGACUCCGGUCUAGGAAUGUCACCUCUUUGGUCUUUGACUAAAAAGAUGUGGUUGACCAUAAAUAUGAUAUGGUUUUCUGAAUUUCUUUUAAGAGUCGGCAAUGGAACUGAAGAACCAAUCGAAGGAAACUAUAUCCGCAUACCCAAUGACAUGACAAUUCAGUGCAACAAUAUAAAAAUUUCUAUAAAAUAA